AUGUCUCUCCCCGCCGGUGUCCAGAUCACCCUUCCCACCCCCCAGGGUGCUGAGAAGAUCCUCUCAAAGGAUGCCAUCACCUUCCUCGCCGUCCUUCACCGCUGCUUUGACAAGAAGCGCCGCGAGCUCCUCGCCAACCGCAACAAGAUCCAGGUCGAGCUUGACAAUGGCAAGCCCCUCACUUUCCUCCCCGAGACCAAGGCCAUCCGCGAGGCUCCUUCGUGGCAGUGCGCCCCUCCCGGCCCUGGUCUUGCCGACCGCCGCGUUGAGAUCACUGGUCCCACCGACCGCAAGAUGGUGAUCAACGCCCUCAACUCGGGCGCAAAGUGCUUCAUGGCCGACUUUGAGGACUCGAACUCUCCCACCUGGACCAACAUGGUCAACGGCCAGGUCAACCUCUACGACGCCGUUCGCCGCCAGGUCGACUUUGACAUCAACGGCAAGUGGUACAAGCUCUCCCAGAGCCCCGCCACUCUUCUCGUUCGCCCCCGUGGCUGGCACCUUGACGAGACCCGUGUCAUUAUCGACGGCCAGCCCAUGUCUGGUUCCCUCUUCGACUUUGGUCUCUUCUUCUACCACAACGCCAAGGAGCAGGUCGCCCGCGGCCUCGGCCCCUACUUCUACCUCCCCAAGAUGGAGCACCACCUCGAGGCCCGCCUCUGGAACGACGUCUUCAACCUCGCUCAGAACUACUGCGGUGUCCCCAACGGCACCAUCCGUGCCACCGUCCUCAUCGAGACCCUCCCCGCCGCUUACCAGAUGGAGGAGAUCCUCUUCGAGCUCAAGGAGCACUCGGCCGGCCUCAACUGCGGUCGCUGGGACUACAUCUUCUCUUUCAUCAAGCGCCAGCGUGCCUCGCGCAACGCCGUCAUGCCCGACCGCUCCGACGUCACCAUGACCGUCCCCUUCAUGGACGCCUACGUCAAGCUCCUCAUCGCCACUUGCCACAAGCGCAAGGUCGCUGCCAUGGGCGGCAUGUCGGCCCUCAUUCCCAUCAAGAACGACGACGCUGCCAACGAGCGUGCGAUGGACAAGGUCCGCGCUGACAAGCUCCGUGAGGUCCAGGCAGGUCACGAUGGCACUUGGGUUGCUCACCCGGCCCUUGUCAAGCUCGCCAUGGACAUUUUCGACGACAACAUGAAGGGCCCCAACCAGUACUACGUCCGCAACGACAACGUGCAGGUCCGCGACUCCAACAUCAGUGACCCCAAGGUCCCCGGCAAGGUCACCGACGCCGGUGUUCGCGACAACGUCUCCGCCGCCCUCUCGUACUGCGCCGCUUGGAUCUCGGGCAACGGCUGUGUCCCCAUCAACAACCUCAUGGAGGACGCUGCUACUGCUGAGAUCUCGCGCUGCCAGCUCUGGCAGUGGGCCAAGUACGGCACCAAGACCGACUCGGGCAAGACCAUCAACCUCCAGUACCUCAAGCCCAUCUUUGAGGAGGAGAGCGCCAAGGUUGCCAAGCUCCCCGGAAUCUCGGCCGCGCACGUCCAGAUCUCCAAGGACUACAUGCUCUCGCAGGUCCAGGCCACUUACCCGUCGGAUUUCUUGACUUCGGACCUCCAGCACCACCUCGAGGGCGGCGCUGCCCCCACCCGCCGGGCCGCUCUCUAA
Messenger RNA from Cutaneotrichosporon cavernicola, 1614 nucleotides. RefSeq lists its product as uncharacterized. Gene Ontology annotation, molecular function: malate synthase activity. The record is from RefSeq and is a predicted model, not a curated record. Bases 1 to 1614 code for a protein of 537 amino acids. The transcript is spliced from 3 exons. Gene Ontology annotation, cellular component: cytoplasm; peroxisomal matrix. Lineage: Eukaryota; Fungi; Basidiomycota; Tremellomycetes; Trichosporonales; Trichosporonaceae. Gene Ontology annotation, biological process: glyoxylate cycle.